AAUGAAAAAAAAAAGAAAAGAAAAGAAAAAAAAAGAAAAGAAAAAGAGAAAAAAAGGUCGUGUCGCGCUUAGCAUCGCAGAUAAUUCCGCCUUCUGUACUCCGUACGGACUGGUAGAUGGAGAAUAUAACGAUGUUAGAACGGGUGUGCAACAUUGUGUAGCUUCCAAUGGUUCCCUAGCCCAUGACUCAGGAUGAAGAGAUACAUUCUUUACCCUCUCAUCAGAAGGUAAAUGCUCUGCUGAUUGGAAUAGUAAAUAAAGGGGGUUGCCAGGGCCGAGAGCGAUCUGAGGACAGGGAAUAUUAUUAAUCCGACCUCCUAAACCGAUCUUGCGAUCGUGGCGUCUUGACUGCAUCUCCUCUGAUGACAUUUCCCAUAAACGACAAUUAGCUGAGAAGUGCGACUCAAUUCAUGCAUGUUACCUCUUCAUGUAUCAGAGAGAGAAUGGAACCUCGGAACCUCUGCUGGAUGCGAGAGCAUCGAUCAUUAAACAUGGGUUCCUGUGAGGGUUUCUGUGACGCAGCAAACUAGGAUCGAUCGGCCGACUGUCUACAACAUUAAGCUGAAUAGUAUGCAUCUUUUCGGGAAGGCCGGCAAAGAGGUUUAUUUAUUCAUCAGCGUCCGCUGAUCACAUCUUGACGACUUUCUGUUGAAUUUUCUACCCCUUAUGUCGUGAUACAUUUCUUGGCUAUAUGAGAAAGCUGGCGCAAUCUACAUACUUCCUCUGUUCAGCAUUGGAACCGUCACGGCCCCCACGGGUGCGUGCGAGAAUGUGGGAGCCCUAUUACCCGUGCAGUCACCAAAAAUACCCUACAGCUACUUUUGGGGCAACUAUACCUAGCCUUUGUUUCAGGGACCUCGCGACGUAUCAAAUAGGUGUCACCAACACUGUCCGUCAUGGUCGCGCGUUUGACGCGGCAUUACUUGUCCCGAUUGUCAUGCUUAACACAUGCACUUCUCAAAUCCAUCAGCGAGUCAAUUCCCUCGAUAUUUGGUGGUAGUCCCGUACAGCAUGUUUACAUAUACAGUACUUUUUUAACAAAGCCACACGUUUGCCGAAACCCAUUCUUAUCUCGUCCCACAUAAUCGAGCUGCUAUGUAGAGCCGCGUAGACUCAUUGACGACACCUGUGGAUCCCUAGUGCGCCUUAACAUGGGCGCACUAACAUUUAAUAUCGGAGGCGCUCAGCACAUCCAUCAUAUAAGCAGCGAUGCGAGCAUUCAAAAACGGAUGAUGUGCCGUUAUUCCUUGACACCACUCAUACAAGUCCGGCGAUGACAAUGCAACGGUUUUAGAAAGAUUCCGCCGAAAUGUGGGAGCUUGAACUUUUGACUCCGAGCCCUUACUGUCUCUUCUACAAAUGCAGGUCCUGCCAGCGUGUACGCCGAAAUAAUAAUUGAUGUGCGCUUCCGCUAUUAUCAAACUCGGGGUGGAGGGUGCACCUUCCCUUGAACUCGGUCAAACCGGCCAAACCAAAAUAUUAUAACGACAAAAGCAAGAUUCUCUAUGCUCCAAGCAUAAGAUAUGCUACAUGGCAUGCUACUGCAUUCAUCCUUUGAGAUUUAACGUUGCCUCUUGUUAGAAUAAGUCUAACCUUGGCUAUACCGGUCAACUUUGGUUUUUAAUUGCAGGGUACUCAAUGGUUAAUAGGACAAAGAGUUAGAUGAUCACCAGCUAACAGGGCUACCUAGCAAAAUUCAGAUGCGUUUGCUGUUCCAGUGAGGUUUUCUUGCGCUUUAACCCGUGCCGCCACUACCAGGAGACCAGACAAUGGGGGAAAAAUGAUUGUUUAUCUUCCAACUUCGAUAUGCGUGUGAACUGAUGUGUAUCUGCUUGUGGCGCUGCAGAAGCAGGUACAGGUAUUGUUUUUUCAAGCAAAUUGAUUCUCUUUGUUCAUUUUAUUGUGCAUGGAUGUAUAUGCAUAUAUCCCCAUGUAUGCACAUCUAAACUCUUCAAACACUCGCUGUACCACUCUCCCUUGUGUGAUAUUUCAGUUAAUUUUUAUUUAGAGAUCAAUGGAUUGGCAUGCGUUGGCCUGCAUUUAUUGCUGCCCGUGCUCUGAUUUUUAGAGCUUCGAGUCUCUAGUAUAAAGUUCUACACUCGCGGUCCAUUCGAGGUAGGUAAGCUUCUCAACAGCUCGUCAGUCACAGCAUCCUGGCACCGAGCUGUUUGGCUUUUGUAUCUGCUUUUCCAAUACUAGAAGCUCCACGAUUUGCUUGUUUCUUCACUUGGUUGCCAAACCGCUGUUCCCACACCACACCAUGCACCUACAGGGUGCUUUAGUUAUUCUUGCGGCACUUGGGGUCAAUGGAUUGCCAACCCUAGCACCGAAAGCACUUCAGGAACGAGAAGGAGAACAACUCGUGCCCAAUACAGGGGGCUGCGUCAUCGAAAAACCAUGGUGUACGCGGGCCGACGAGACCGGAAACGCCAGGCGUCAAGGAAACUCUCAGAGACCCCCAACGGUGAAACGUCAAAGAAAUACCGAAGGUUUCUGGCCGCCGUCGUGGCCAAACCCUCCUAAGGAAGGACCUCCUGCAAGCGAAACUAAUAACAAGAUAAGAACUACGAUACCCCUAGCGAGCCCGACAAGCGGAUCCUCGCCACUACGACGAAGGUCUGCUCAAACAACUCCACUUGAGAGGCCGGAUAGGCCUACACAGCCUGGGCAAACUUCAAGUUGCAACGGCUGGUACGAUAUUAAGGAAGGCGAUACCUGUGAUACAGUGACUGUGAAGUUCAAUAUCAAGAUGGAACAAUUUCUGGAGUGGAAUCCUGCUGUCUCGAAGAAUUGCGACAAAGAAAUCGAGCUCAACUUUUCGUACUGCGUGAGAGUUCUCGGGUCGAAGAGAGCCAAGCGCACAGACCCGUUUACCUUGACUAUUCCCACCACCGCAGCGCCCUCCAUAACGCCACCAUUUGGGAAUGGUAUUCAGGCACGAGAAAAUAAUGUCCAUCCAGUGACAGUAGGACCCGAUGGGGUCCUUCUCCCGCCGAAUCGGGCACGACGAAUGCCAACCGUGACUUUCGACGCCGAUCAGCCCCAUCCAGUGUCCUUAACACCUGAUGGCAUCUUAAUCGACCCGGCUCCAGGGGUUGAGGUCCGUCCAAAAGUAAGACCCGAUGGCGAACUUCCCAGGCCUAUUCGGGCCCGAGCAACGCAAAUUCCAGAACCGUUGCCUGAGCUCCCCCCACUUUUUGAACCAACCCAGACCCCAACGGAUGAAGACAAAAGUGAGAAACGGAACGAGAUACCAGAGAUUACCAGAAGGCAGACAAUCGAAUGCGCCAGGCAGUGGACGGUGGGGCCGUAAGUGUUUCUCUCCCCCUUCAUUCCUAUUCUCCAAAAGGAUCAUAGUUACUUUCUCCGCCCAGACUCCUACCAGGCUGCCCGUAGUCUUAAGCUGACGUUAUGCAACCCUUUCAAAGAAACGAUACGUGCGAGUCCAUAUCCAGGGUCGCGGGAAUUUCCGUCGCAGAGCUCGUAGCGCUAAAUCCCAUUACCCUCGCAAGCUGCGAUAACAUGCCCCUAUCGCAACAAAUCUGUCUGCGCGCAGGAAAACCUGAACCCGCUCGCCCCGUUUCCAUGCGGGACCUCCCACUCCUAAGCCCCACGCCAACUAUCAAGUAGACGUAGAUAGACCGUUCGAGGAGGCCAAACGUGAAUGACUUUUUGUCUCGUGUAUGGUAUGGUCUCUCUCUCCCUUUUCUUUCUUUCCCAUCUUUGCUUCUUUUUCGCUUUUCCACAGUUCUCUUCUCUCUCCGUUCGGUUACUUUUUUUUAUGCGCGCUUCUGGGGGGGGGGGGGGGGAACAGAGCGGAGAGUCAAGUCGAAGCAAGCGUUGCUUCGUUUACACUCGUUCAUCCAAUUAUUGAGAGUGAGCAGGAGGACCAGGAAUUUUGUUCUUUUGAAUUUUAUGUAAGGGGGUAGAUACAACUUCAGACGGGCCAUGACCAGACGGACAUUUAGAUCUGGUUUUUUAAAAACAAGAAAAAGAGGUAUCCGAGUAAUUCUUUUUCUACAAUCAGCAGCGGAGCAGUAGUGCUGUCAUUAUAUAAGAGUUAAACAGAAAGAAAUACAGCACAGAGAGAAUUAAAAUAAAUAACCACAUCCUUUUACAAUAGUGUUCUUUAUUUAGAGAAGAAGCUAAAAUGAAAAAAUCUCAACUCAAAAAAAAUAUGAAUUCAUUUCCUCCCUCUUUAAGUUUCAUUCAAACGUUCUCUAUAUUACUUAGUUAUUACACAUAAAAUAAACAAGCAACUCGUGA
This is a messenger RNA of Blastomyces dermatitidis ER-3, 4266 nucleotides long. RefSeq lists its product as hypothetical. The record is from RefSeq and is a predicted model, not a curated record. NCBI's taxonomy places the organism in Eukaryota, Fungi, Ascomycota, Eurotiomycetes, Onygenales, Ajellomycetaceae. The coding region runs from base 2261 to 3313 and encodes 350 amino acids. The transcript is spliced from 5 exons.